AUGAAGAACAAGUAUGAGAGCUUAUUUGAGGGAGUCAAAUUACAAGAGAAUCAAACCCUCCUGAACCAGAUUUACACACAGCUGUACAUCAUAGAGGGAGAGAGUGAAGGAGUGAAUGAAGAACAUGAGGUGCUGCAGAUGGAGAAAAGUUACAGGACACUCCAAGAUACUCCAAUCAACUGCAAUGACAUCUUUAAUCCUUUGCCUGAACCAGGAUAUGAGAAGAAAGACAAAAUAAAGACUGUUCUUACUAAAGGCAUCGCUGGAAUUGGAAAAACCGUCUCUGUGCAGAAGUUCAUUCUGGACUGGGCCGAGGGAAAAGCCAAUCAGGAUGUAGAUUUCAUGUUUGUGCUUACAUUUCGAGAGCUGAACUUGAUUAAAGAUCAUCAGUACAGUCUUCACCGACUUCUGCUUGACUUUCAUCCUGAACUUCAAUAUCUGGACUCAAAGAUUUAUGAUGAAUAUUUCAUCAGUGGGUCUGUUGAUGUCAAACCUCAUGAGAGGAGAUCUGCUUCCCUCUGCUCUCAUCUGGAUCACCUCCAGACCAAAAAGUAUGAAGAGAGACAUCCACAGAAACUCCUGCAGUCCAGCAGAGAAGUGAUUGUGAAACUUGCUGAACUGGCUUUCAAUCAGCUGAUGAAGGGCAAUGUGAUGUUUUAUGAGGAGGACCUGAGAGAGAGCGGCAUAGACGUCACUGACGCCUCAGUGUAUUCUGGGAUUUGCACUGAGAUCUUUAGAGAGGAAUCUGUGAUUUAUCACAGGAAGGUUUACAGCUUUGUACAUCUGAGCUUUCAGGAGUUUUUUGCAGCACUGUAUGUGUUUUUCUGCUAUUUACACAAAAACAGUGAGGUUCUGAAAAUGUUCCUGACAGGAAAGUCCAGAACUCAGUGUGAGGAUGUUUCUCUGGAUGUGUUUCUGAAAGGAGCAAUGAAUAAAGCCUUGAAGAGUAAAAACGGACACUUGGAUCUUUUCCUUCGAUUUCUUCAUGGCGUCUCACUGGAGUCCAAUCAGAGACUCUUACAGGAUGCACUGAUACACACAGAGAACAACCCAGAGAGCAUCAAGAAAAUAACCCAAAACCUCAAACGAGGUCAAAAAAACAACGUCAGUCCUGACAGAUGGAUAAAUCUGUCACACUGCUUGAUUGAGAUGAAAGAUAAUUCUGUUGUCGAAGAAAUGCAGGCAUUUUUAAACUCUAAUACAAAAGAAAAAAGUCUUUCUCUUGCACAAUGCUCAACUUUGGCAAACAUAAUCCUGAUGUCAGAGGAGGUGCUGGAUGAGUUUGAUCUUAAAAAAAUCACCACUAAAUCAAAAGAUGGGAGACUGAGACUGUUACCUGCUGUGAGGAACUGCAGAAAAGCUCUAUUGACAGGCUGUGAUCUCACUGAUCGACACUGUGAAAUUGUAACUUCAGUUUUACAAUCAUCAAACUCCCUGAGAGAGCUGGACCUGAGUAACAAUCACCUGCAGCAUUCAGGAGUGAAGCUGCUCUGUGCUGGACUGAAGAGUCCUAACUGUCAACUCAACAAACUGAGAUUGUCCAUCUGUAAUCUCAGUGAUCAGUGCUGUGAGAUUUUGGCUUCAACUCUACAAUCAUCAGACUGCUCCCUGAGAGAGCUGGACCUGAGUAACAAUGACCUGCAGGAUUCAAGAGUGGAGCACCUCUGUGCUGGACUGAAGAGUCCAAACUGUCAACUCAACAUACUGAGAUUGGCUGACUGCAAACUCACUGAUCAGUGCUGUAACACUGUUACUUCCGUUUUACAAUCAUCAAACUCCCUGAGAGAGCUGGACCUGAGUAAAAAUCACCUGCAGCAUUCAGGAGUGAAGCUGCUCUGUGCUGGACUGAAGAGUUCAAACUGUCAACUCAACAUACUGAGAUUAUCUCAGUGUUUGGUGACAGCAGAAGGUUGUGCUGCUCUGGCAUCAGCUCUGAGUUCAAACCCCUCACACCUGAGAGAGCUGGACCUGAGCUACAAUCACCCAGGAGAUUCAGGAGUGAAGCUGCUCAACCACCUGGAAAAACUCAAUGUGGAUCAUGGAGGAGAGUUCAGGAUCACAGCAGGACUCCACAAAUACGCCUGUGAUCUCACACUGGAUCCAAACACAGCACACACUCUCCUCGUUCUGUCUGAGGAGAACAGAAAGGUGAUGCUUGUGGAAGAGCGACAGUCAUAUCCUGAUCAUCCGGACAGAUUUGAUUGGUAUAAUCAGGUUCUGUGUUCAGAGAGUCUGACUGGACGCUGUUACUGGGAGACUGAAUGGAGUGGAGAUGUUCAUAUAUCAGUGGCUUAUAAAGAAAUCAAGAGGAAAGGAAGGAUUGAUGACUGUGUGUUUGGAGGUAAUGUGAACUCCUGGAGUCUGAUCUGCUCUGAUCACAGAUUCACUGCUCGUCACAAUGAUAAGAGAACUGAGAUCUCUGCUGCUUCAGACUCCUGUAAGAGAGUAGCAGUGUUUCUGGACGAGUCGAGCGGCUCUCUGUCCUUCUACAGCGUCUCUGACACACACACACUCACACACUUAAACACAUUCACACACACAUUCACUCAACCACUACACGCUGGAUUUAGACUUUAUUAUAACAACUCUUCAGUGUCUCUGUGUCACAUUAAACAUUAAACUCUCACACACACACACUUACACACACACACAACUGACUGACACACACACAUCUCUGUCUGUAACAGAAACACAUUUAGUCCUCUGAUAUGUAAUCUAUGUGUGUAUGAUGCUGUUCACUUGACUUUAUUGAACUAAUAAAGAACUUACAAACCAAAAGCA
Messenger RNA from Sinocyclocheilus grahami, 2781 nucleotides. RefSeq names its product NACHT, LRR and PYD domains-containing protein 12-like. Bases 1 to 2619 code for a protein of 872 amino acids. The transcript has 9 exons. The record is from RefSeq and is a predicted model, not a curated record. NCBI's taxonomy places the organism in Eukaryota, Metazoa, Chordata, Actinopteri, Cypriniformes, Cyprinidae. Gene Ontology annotation, molecular function: protein binding.